CAUUGUCUUUGUUAUUGGCGGCCAUGGUUGAAAAAAAUAUACAAUCUACGACACCGUCCAAGGAACUCACACUCUUUGCCGACAAAAAUCACAUCAGUCUCGGCCAUGAAGAUGGUAGAGGUGCUGCCAUGCACAUAGCAGUGUGGGAAGGCAAUCUCGCCAUCGUAAAAGAGCUGCUAGCGUUAUAUCGCCAGUCUUGUGUGAAUGCAAAGGACAAACUUGGCAAGAAAAUAGGUCGCACACCGUUACAUAACGCCGCACAACUCGGGCGUAACUCCAUUGUCAUUGCGCUUCUCGACAAUGGUGCCGAUAUAGACGCAAGGACAGUAUACAAAUAUACAGCCCUCGGUCUGGCCGCCCAAAAUAACCGGGUUGAAACUGUGAAGACGUUACUACAGCGUAAUGCGGAUUUGAAUGCUGCAGUGAAUUCCAACAACAGAGAAUAUGGAGACGGCAUGACGGCAGUCCAUCUCGCGGCGAGACUGCAAUCACCGACUAUUCUCUUACAAUUGUUAUGGCACGGUGCAAGGACAAACAUUACCACGGUGAAUGGCGAUACUGCAUUACAUUUUGCUGCCGCCGCUGGGUCGGCUUCGUGCUAUUUCUUUCUUCAUGUCCAUGGGACGCUUGGUCCUGAAAACAAGGAAGGAUUAUCUCCCAGGGAUAUUGUAUCAAAUCUGAAGAAGCACGACAAAAAGACCUUUGACGAUAUUGCAGUAUGGCUUGCGCUUGGUGACAAAGAUCAGUUUUUGGCGUGCGUCCGUAACAAGACGGACAACCCAGAUCUUCUUAGAGCUAUUCACACGGCUGUCGAAAAGGAGAGAAUCGGUGCUUUAGUGUAUCUAUUGCGAAUAGAUCCUGAACUGGUCAAUGCCAAGCAUCCUAAAGAAGGGCAUUUGCCAUUGCAUGUCGCCGCCAAGAUGGGACACAGUCGAGCAGUCGAUGUCCUCCUCCGACACGGAGCAAAGGUCGAUGCUAGGGCACCUCGAGACUGGACAGCAUUAAUGCUCGCUUGUCACCAUGCGCAUGCGAAUGUGGCAAGUAUCCUCUGUAAAGCAGGCGCUGAUACGGCGCUGAAGAACUCAUCUGGAGAGGCAGCCGUCCUAUUAGCGGCAAAAUCUGGCAUAUCGGUUCCAGAGCUUCCACCGCUAUUUCGCUAUGUGCCUAGUAAGAAGGUUGCUUCGCCUAAACCUAGAAAUGAUCAAGACGGCAGCAAGCUUUCAACGCCAGAUAAGGCACCUCGGAGCAGGACACCGUCUCCUAGUUGGCCAGCAGACACGGAUUAUCGCGCUCAAGGAGAGCUAUUCGCUAUGAGUGAUGCUCAGGAAGUUGGACAAUCAAGCCCAGAAGGGAAAAACCCCAAACACAUUGACAAACUCUUGACUGAGUUAGAGCGUACAUGGUAUAACAGAAUCCAAUGGAGCCCGGAAGAUGACAGUCAAAGAAAUCGCUAUCCCGAGCGCUCUGGACCUGUAAAGAUUGCCAUUCUUGACUCCGGAAUUGACCUCCAACAUGAAGACUUCCAGCGUCCGGCAAAACGACGAACCAAGGUUGGGAUAGAAACCGCAAAACAACUACCAGAAGAGGCUCAAAGAGCUAGAAUAAAGGCGUACAGAAACUUCAUCGGUCGCCCUGGAGAGGAAGACGACGUAACAGACUCAGUAGGCCAUGGGACACACAUUGCAGGAACCAUCAUGGCAAUUGCUCCUCGUGCGCAUUUGUACAUUGCUAAGACAAGCACAAAGUCGGAUCAGCGAACAGCCAAGAAAGAUGAGAAUCUAGAAGACGGGGUACGGCGAAAGGUCCGGCGACCCAUUGAAGAAGCGCUGAAGUGGGCGAUAGAGCAAAAUGUCGACAUUAUCAAUCUCUCGUUAGGGUUUCCUCAGGAGAGCUCAUACGAACUAACCAAGGCGCUGCGCGAAGCACACCACCGAGGCAUCAUUGUCUUUGCUGCGGCGGCAAACCAUGGGAACCGUGACGCGAUUGCUUGGCCCGCUCGUGACCCGGACUUGGCGAUAUGCAUCACGUCGGGCGAUGAAUUCAAUAAUCUUUCGCGGUUUGCACCAAGCGGCAACAAUAGUCUUCCUGUAUUUAUAACCCACGGGGAGGAUGUAUGGAGUCAGUGGCCCACGAACCUCGGUGGCGGGUUUCGCCCAAUGAGCGGCACCUCGGUAUCGACCCCGAUUGCUGCCGGUAUGGCUGCUAUGAUCUUGGCGUUUCUCAAUACCACUAGUUUAUGGAGUCCUUCUGAGAAACGCCAAUGGCUUAGUCUUUCGAAAGAGGAUCACCUGCGGAGCACUAGAGGAAUGCGCCAACUGUUAGAGCACAUGUGCCGAGAGCGGGCUGGAUUUCGAGUGCUCUCCCCAAAAUUAAUGUGGGAGAUGAAUCGAGAUGCGACCUCUAUACAGGCACUGAAUACUAUUGCACAGCCCUUCCAUCAAAAAGGCUGAGAUGAUAGGAGUAAAUAUAUAUACUCUCGCCUUUAAAAGUACCAUAGCAUGAGACAUGUAAAUACAGAAAUAUUAUAAUAGCUCAUGACGACCUGUAAUGUCUUUUGUCUUAAUAGAGAUAUUUACACAUGUUAAUUAAUUCAGAGUAUGUCUUUCUAUAAAAGGUGUGGUGAGUAUUUAUUAUACAGUGGACGAUCCUUUGCGUGUCCGGUUCAUGAAGAUACUUGCGCCGAAGUCUGCCUUUUUACCUCUGCCACUGCGUCGCGGAAUAGCAAAUCGGCAUAGGCACGGUGAAAUACCAUUACUACCCCAGGGCCCACUCUCUUAUCCUGUGACGGAUUGCCAGCGACGCACUCAAGAGCAAUAUUGAUCGUCUCAUCCGCCCCAUCUUCUGUAGGUUGACGGUUGAGGCACAGACGAUGGCAUCCCGAGAAUCCGCUGGUUGGCGACCCAAAAGCAACAUCUACUAUACUGUCAGAUGAUGGCUUAGAUCCAUCUGCAAUAUUAGAAUGAACAACUUGGAAAGCGUUGUAAAAUGUUGUUGGCGGCCGCGCGAUGUGCGCACUAGAGAGCUGGGAGACCUUCGAUAUAGAAGGGCUUGGCGUCGCGGGAGAUACUCCUAUAGUAGAGAGUAGUCAGUAAGCUGGCCAAGUAUCA
[Torrubiella] hemipterigena is the source of this 3107-nucleotide messenger RNA. The record is from the annotation of a GenBank genome assembly. Lineage: Eukaryota; Fungi; Ascomycota; Sordariomycetes; Hypocreales; Clavicipitaceae.